CGAGGCGGAGCCGACGACGCGGGAGCUGGGGAGGAGGAGGUGGAGGAGGAGGAGAGUUCGGAGCCGUCUCCAGGAUCCCUUAGAGACCGAGUGCCCGGCGGCAGCGGCGGGGCAGCGCAUCGGCAGACGCGUGAGCACCAGGCGGAAGACUCAGGUGAUUCAUUCCCCUCGCUGGAAACCUGAAAACAGCCACACAAAGUCUUGCUGAUUUCAGGUAAAAACAGUAACUGAAGAUGUCAAGCAAAACAGCCAGCACCAACAACAUCACCCAGGCAAGGAGGACUGUGCAGCAGUUAAGACUAGAAGCCUCCAUUGAAAGAAUAAAGGUUUCAAAGGCCUCAGCGGACCUCAUGUCCUACUGUGAGGAGCAUGCUAGGAAUGACCCUUUGCUGGUAGGGAUACCGACCUCAGAAAACCCCUUCAAGGAUAAAAAAACUUGCAUCAUCCUAUAGAGGAAGAGCGAAAUGGUCCCUCACCUCUUCUCAACAAAUCAAAUGAUGAGCAGCUCCUUGAAGAAAAUUACCUUCAGCUUAUUUGGUAACCACUGCUAAUAACUAAAAUGCUCUUACUGUGGAAUAAUAGACUCCGAAGUCUUUAUUUUCCAAGUUGUCCUUUCUCUGAAAUGUGCUUUACUGAUCUAACAUAAAAUAAUAGUCUUGUUUUCCAUUUGGUAACUAUGGUGUCCUGUUGGGUUACUGCUUCAUGAAAGUCCGCUGGCCUUUUAUAAAACACAAUUACAUGCUUUCAAGUAUAUGAACGAUCCAGUCACGUCAAGGCCUAAAAUGCCUGAGCCCCUGUUUAGAAUAAAAUGCCAAGAAUAGCUUAAGUCUUUAAACCUUUAUGUCAUAAUUAUUCUUAAUAGGGUUGUGCCAACCUGUACAGUAUACACGGGUGAGGAAUGUUUGUGUGAGCGUGUGUGUGUAUAUAUAUAUAUAUAUAUAUACACAUAUCUUUGUAUAUACACAUAUCAAAGCUUAUUUGCUUAUUAUAAUUUCUCUGUUUUCAUACCAUCAGUUCCUCAGCUUCAGAAGUUACCUUAAGCUAUGUAUAGGUAGAGUAAGAACUUCUUUUCAUAUAGUUAUUGUACAAAAAGUAAAGAGCAUCCUAAAGGUAGUAUUUGUUGUAAUCAAGUUAUGAAGUCAUCUCUUGCUAACCCUUUUAGGCUACAGUAAACUACCAGUUAAGGUUUUAAAAUUGAACUCAAAGUCCUUUUAUAAUGUGAGGUAUUCUUUCACAAGAGGCCUUUCGGGCUUCAGCAAUCAUGAGUCUAGAAAAAGGGGAAGGUGCUCUUGGGGAGAACUCCAGGCCUCGGUGCCCCCAGGGCUCACACUCUCUGGAUCAGGGGUGUGCGCUUCUGAAAUUUCCACCUUAAUGACGGGAAUGAGACCAAGCGCACUGGAGCCUGGCAGAGGGAGAAGUAGGACAGUGUGAAAACCAGCUGCUGUUCCGGACCAGCCUUAGUGACUUAGCUCCUCUGUUUCUCUCUGCCUUCCUCACCUUUCCUCACCCGCUAGAACAUCUAUUUGCAGAGAUCAUGUUCACCUCCCCAGCCCAAGUGGGCGGAACAUGGUGGGAAUGAAACAUGCAAAAAACAUGAAGGUAACAAGACACAGGCUCUUUUCAACCAUCUGCAGUGUCAUCCCUGCCUUGUCCGAGAACCAUCUGAGAGAGGCGUGGAUUCAGUGGCACACAGCUUAAGCCCAAGCGUUCCAGCAGCCGGGCGUUGGGUUCCUUGAUUUUCCUCUGGGCACAAGUGUGGCCCUCACGUGCUGGGAAUUUCCGGUCAGGAACCCCCAAAGGAGGACCUUCCUGUGACCAGAGAGUGUGUUCACUUUAUCAAAAGAGAAGAGAGGUUUUUUUUUUUAAAACAUGCUCACUAAGGGCCAAACCAUACACAUAGCCUUUGACAUUAUAAUUCAUCUUCAGUUCCUUAAAAAUAACUACAAAUAAAACACAUAUUAUUUACAAUGGGUUUUUCCCCAGUUUUGAACAGUCUCACCCUACAGUACAAGCCCCUUUUAAAAUCUAAUGUCAGGGCUUUGAGUAGUAUAUUAAUUGUGGAUGAACAGCUGCAGGACUGUUUUAAACUGCUCAAACGCAGUCAUUAUUCUCCACGUCACCUGUCUGUUCAGCAUUAUGAACUGCCCUCACUUUUUCAAGACCAUGUGAAUCACGCCACUGCCCUUAACCUCUUGUCCUCUAGCACUUGGUUCUGCAGCAAAGCCUGAUUCCCAAGUAAAUUAUAGGCACCUGUUUAGGAGCGAGAAGGGUUUUACCUUUCAAAAGGUGAAAUUUGAAAUGUACACUAAAAAGACAACUUUACAUUUAAUGCCUCACUUAAGGAGACAUUCAUGUUUUUAAUAAGUAUAUUUUUCUGGUAGUUACAAAACACUAAUCUUAUUUUCACUCUGAUUCUUAGUGUUUCUUAAAUAUUUAUAAUACAUCUAAUUAAAAUGUUUUCAAGAAAUUAUAUGUUUAUUAUACAGUUAUGUGCACAUUUUUGGUAGCAGGCAUAGAUUAUUCAGUACGAAAGCAUGUUCUUUUACCUAGCAGAAAACAAAUUUGUUUUAUUAUAUAAUUUGUUAAGAUGGUUGAAGCGAUAAGGAAUGGACUUGAGGUCCCAAGAGAUUUCAUUUUAUUUUUGCCAUCCAGAGAGCAAAGGCCGUGACUUUGCUCUGAGGAAACUCACGUAACUUCCUGAACAGGUAUACGGCCUGUUCGAGACACAGCGAAAUCAAAUCUCUUGAUCCUGGACCCAGGGGGGAUGGGGAGGGGGUGAAUUGUAGCUAAAUGUUGGUUUACUUAUAACUUAGACAUCUACGUGAGAAAAUAUAAUAUAUGUAUACAUAUAUAUAAUAUGCAGAAGUCACUUUUAUUUAUCAGGCUUUAUUCUACUUAUGAAGCCACAGCUUAACUGUUCUGCAGUAGUAGCUGGUUUGUGGUAAUGAUGAACAGAUGCCCUGAGUGUGUUAUUUUCUUCCGACUGCCACGGUAGUGACACACUUAAUCACACCUACACGGCACCUUCCCGGCUUCAUGUCUAUGAAGCCAUUUAAAAUAUGCUCACUGUACUUUGAUGCUUCUUCUCUUAACAGCGAUCUUUUCUUUUUUUCAUUUUAUAUUAUUAUUAGUUCAUCGUAAAUCUGUCCCAUUGAGUCCUCAGGAUCAUGGCAAGGUAUGUUAGACAAAAUUCCAUGACUCCAAAGAAUUUCACAGAAACACACUCUUUUUCCUAGAGAGAAAACACUUUAUUUACCAAGUGAUUCACAAGUUAUAGGUUGUAACUACAUUUUUUCUAAAAAGAAUCAGGUUUUUACUUUUCCUUACCUUAUUAAAAAAAGUGCCACACUCAUCUUUUGAAGGAAAGACCUGCUUUGCUUUCUCUUUGUUUGGAGUAUUUUUGUACUUUCCGUAUUUCAAACCAUCAGAAAAAAAAAUACCAAUGAUUUAGUCAUUUUAAGGCAUAGCUUAGCUUAGGUAACGGAGGACAUGCCAAACUUUCUCUCAGAUACCUUCUUCUCGGCUGAUUUACUAAUAAAAUAGUGUCAUCUGAAUGAUCACACCAGUUUUGAUUUAAGCUCUAAAUAGGCCCAAGAAGUGAAUUACACCACAUGUCAGUUCUUUCUCAAUAAAAUAAAUGUAAUACAGAGUAUGUUAUGAAUUGUAUUGAUUUUUUUAUGAUAUAUCUGUUACUAAGAAAAAGUACAUUGAAUCAAGUAGAAUUACAUGUAGAUUAAAAUCGAGCGCUUAUCUAAAGUGGGUGGCCUAGAUUGUUUUCUAGCCAACCCUGUGGCCCUGUGGCCCUGUGGCCCUGUGCCCCUGUGUCCCUGUGUCCCUGUGUCGUGUCACUUCGGACAAGGCGCUUCCUCUCUCUGGGCCUCCACUUUGCCGUCUGUAAAACAAGGGGCUCGAAGAAGCUGGUGACUGCGAUCCCCUCCUGCCCUCGUAGUUCUCCAUCCAGUGGCUAGCCUUCCACUCAUCUGCCAACCUGUUGGUGCUAUACCUGCUUCAAACAUCAGACUAGUUCGUCCAUCGUGUGUGCUCAUUUAAUAGCUAAUGAAAGGCCUUCUUGUCAUGCAGCUUUUUUCUAGCUUUAUGGACUUGAUUACUGUAAUAAUGUCUUGUUUUUAGCCAUGUAACUAAAAACAUAUAUCCUCUUGAUGUCUCAGUAAAUUUGAUACAUAGUUGGUGGAAUUUUGUUAUUUUAAAACAUUCUUUGGCUGCUCAUCUGUCCAGCCUCUUAUUAACCUGAAAACUGUGAUCAUUGUUUGGAAAUCUGUCCUAUGAAAAGAAUAAAAGCAUUUAUUUCACAGCUAACAUGUUCACAGACUUGAAAGAAGUUUCAUUAAAGCACCAUUGCUCUCUU
This is a messenger RNA of Artibeus jamaicensis (Jamaican fruit-eating bat), 4366 nucleotides long. It is a transcript of the gene GNG12, whose product is annotated as G protein subunit gamma 12. Gene Ontology annotation, biological process: G protein-coupled receptor signaling pathway. Gene Ontology annotation, molecular function: G-protein beta-subunit binding. The record is from RefSeq and is a predicted model, not a curated record. The coding region runs from base 234 to 452 and encodes 72 amino acids. Gene Ontology annotation, cellular component: heterotrimeric G-protein complex. NCBI's taxonomy places the organism in Eukaryota, Metazoa, Chordata, Mammalia, Chiroptera, Phyllostomidae. The transcript is spliced from 4 exons.